AUGGCGAAUUUCAGCAGAGGUGACACAUACAACAUUCCCACUGCCAAUGACCCCGACGCAGACAGCACUAUCGUCUACACUCUAGAUCCCGCCGACCCUUGGUUUGAGGUGGACCCAAACACUGGCCAGCUAAGGGUACGCGAAGACUGUGGACAGAGCUGUGUCAAAAUACAAGACUGCUAUUAUGGAGAGGUGACAGUGUGGGCAAACAACCCGGACAAACCGAACGUCCGGGCAAGUCUUCAGAUUAGGGUAACUAUGCUGACCACGGCGACGACAGAUAAGAUCGACAGCCCAAUAUCCGCGUCGGACCCUGAUUGGGGAGAUAGCGGUAAAGUCGAUUACACCAUCACAAACUCAACUCAUUUCGGAAUCGACGGAGACGGACAAAUUUACGUCAUCACUCCCCCUGAUUACGAGAGUUCAUCCGGAACUAGAAUCUGUAUACAGGUGGUCGCACGAGACCGAGGAACUCCCGCGAGAUCAGCAUCGACUGUCGUUUGCAUCGACGUAACAAAUGUUAAUGACAAUGAUCCUGUCUUUGAUGACAGCUACAAAGCAACGGUGUAUGAUAGGGACCCUGUUGGGAAGUUUGUCGUCAAGGUAACGGCGAGGGAUGCCGAUCCCGGCACUCUGAUCACUUAUGACCUGGAGACACCGAACCCUUACUUUAGAAUUGACACCAACACAGGGAACAUCACCGUUGCCAAAACAAUCGACAGAGCAGAUAUAAUAGCUACAAGAGGAGGAAGCAUUGUGUCAUUACGCGUCAGGGCUAGCGAUUCCGAGAAAACCAGUACAACUCAACUGCUGGUAAACGUGUUAGCAAUGAACGAGCACACACCCCGGUUCACCAGAGACCAGUACGAGGCUAGCGUGGAUGAGGAGACGAUCAGCCCUACUGUUCCGGUCCUCACCGUACAGGCUGAAGACGAGGACCUCCCCAGAGAGCCUGUCAACUAUUUCUUGCAGGCCUCUAACUAUUCAGAUCAUUUCGAAAUAAAUUCGGAGUCAGGGGCGAUUACACUGGUACGAAGCAUUGAUCGGGAGCGCCUGAGCAAUGACACUAUUAAGCUGAUUGUCGUUGCGGUAGAUAGCGGCAAUCCGCCUCCAAGGAGAUCAUCCUCUGCCACAGUGCUCAUUCGGGUCAACGACAUCAACGACAACGCUCCGCAUUUCGAUCCCAACGUGGCGGAAAUACGAAUGAUGCAGAACUUUACUGCGGGGAUUGUUCACAAUCUGCCUCAGGCUCGUGACGCUGACCUCAACCCUCAGAUCGGCUACCGGCUGUCCGAAGGGGCCAGUCACUACUUUAAUCUGGACUCAAACACUGCCACACUGACCACCCGACUCGGCUGUUCGAACUGUGUGAGGAACCAGGAUUACAAGUGGACAGUGAUCACAGUGACCGCCUUUAACCGGGACAAACCGGAUCUAACCAGUCAGCUUCAGGUUACCGUGUAUCUACUGGCACUUGGCAAUUCUACAAGUGAACCUAGAGUCGAUGAAGUUGUCUUCACCGAAAAGAUUUUCGUAAAUCGCGAUCGGGUUAAGAUAUCCGACACUGUGUUUGUAACAGAGAAAUUUACAGGGAAAUUGGGCGCCAACUACUCAAUUGAUGCAGAUAAUCAUACUCUAUCCGUGUUCGCUGUCACAGAGGGGGGCGAGGUCAUCCUGUCGAACAUGCCACCGCCAGAGAAGGAGACGUACAACUUCAAGAUCCGUGCUGUCAACAUGGAGGGCUCCAAGGAAAGCAUGGUUGUCAAUCUGCUGGUAACGUUUGUCGAUGACCCAUACCUGGACGACAAAGGAGUCAUUGCGAUAUCUGUCAUCUGUGCCAUCGCUCUCCUCAUUAUAAUACUGGUUGUAGUACACAUCAUCUGGUGGAAAACGCGUCACAAGAAAGACAAAGACCAGGUGAUGAUGGGUGAGGAUGUACCACGUGGCUGUUGUUGUGGGAAGCCAUUGAUCGCGGUGCCUGUGUCGAGAUUCAAUGGAGAAUCCAGUAUGUAA
Liolophura sinensis is the source of this 2013-nucleotide messenger RNA. RefSeq names its product protocadherin Fat 4-like. Bases 1 to 2013 code for a protein of 670 amino acids. Gene Ontology annotation, molecular function: calcium ion binding. The transcript is spliced from 14 exons. Gene Ontology annotation, cellular component: plasma membrane. NCBI's taxonomy places the organism in Eukaryota, Metazoa, Mollusca, Polyplacophora, Chitonida, Chitonidae. Gene Ontology annotation, biological process: homophilic cell-cell adhesion. The record is from RefSeq and is a predicted model, not a curated record.